Messenger RNA from Lucilia cuprina (Australian sheep blowfly), 639 nucleotides. RefSeq names its product enhancer of split M1 protein (gene Kaz-m1). The coding region runs from base 87 to 563 and encodes 158 amino acids. The transcript is spliced from 2 exons. The record is from RefSeq and is a predicted model, not a curated record. Gene Ontology annotation, molecular function: protein binding. NCBI's taxonomy places the organism in Eukaryota, Metazoa, Arthropoda, Insecta, Diptera, Calliphoridae.
AAAACACUCAGACAACAAGUAGCAAAGAAAGUAAAUAAAUAAAUUUACAAAACUAAAAACAAAUUUUAAAAAAUAUUUAAAAAAAAAUGUUGGUAAAAUCAAGCAUAACUUUAUUGGUAAUUUGUGGCCUUUUCGCCUUAUCUGCUGCCAAUUCUGUGGCUACUGAUGAACAGAAUUGUCCUAUAGUUUGUCCAGCUCUAUAUGCACCCUUGUGUGCCACAAAUGGCAAACUUUAUAAAGAAUUCGAUAAUAGCUGUGAGUUAAGGGCCAGCAAUUGUCGUUUGGAACGUUCGGCUUUAUCAAAAUACGUGGCCACUGCUAUGGACUGGUGCAACACUGAAUAUAUUGCCGAUUUAAAUCAAUUGCUGAAAAAAUUGGACAAUUUAGAUUUACAACUGCCCGAAUGCAUGAAACCUUGUGCCAUGAUUUAUAGUCCCGUUUGCAUUUCUAAUGGCAAAUAUCGUGCUGUGAUUAGUAAUGAAUGUGUCAUGGAUAAUUUCAAUUGUGCUUUAGCUAAAAAGGGUAAAGAAUCUUUCAAAGUUUUAAAAGCAGGAUCUUGUUAAGAUCUGUUGAGUGGAAAAUUCUUUAAAAGAUAUAUAAAUGUUAAGAAAAUAAAAUGUGAUUGCUAUUAGUAAUGAA